Ilex paraguariensis (yerba mate) is the source of this 1318-nucleotide messenger RNA. The record is from the annotation of a GenBank genome assembly. Lineage: Eukaryota; Viridiplantae; Streptophyta; Magnoliopsida; Aquifoliales; Aquifoliaceae.
AUGAAGUUGCUGUCUUCCUCUUCGUCCUCAGCUUCCUCCACCAUUACAACUGCCACUACCACCUCCUCUUUCGGUGGCAAUUCAAAAAGUUCCACUGCUGGGUGUCUUUCUGGAAUGCUGCGACGACUACUCUGUUUUAAUAGCCUUCCUACCCACCCCUUUGAUCACAUUAAAGAAGCCUAUGAUGAGGCCAUUGGGUGUGACAAGCUCCAAUACUUGAAGGCAGAGGAAAGGGUCGAGGCCCCGGAAACUCCAGGGAUUGUGGCAAGACUCAUGGGUUUGGAAUCAAUUCCGCGGAUUGAUGUAUCUAAUAACCCAAAAUGUUUCAAUUCAAUUGCAAGAAGCAGGUCAAUGAAUUCUAUGGAUGUAAUGAGGGAAUUUAAGUCAAUACAGGGGAGGCAUCGACGUGUUCAGAGCUUUCGUGAAGCUCCAACCUUCGUAGAGUUAGAAGAUGAGCAAUUCCUUAUUCUUAGCUUUGAGACUGGAGGUGAAACUAAGGAAUUGAGAUCGAAAUCAAGAGAUUCGGAGAAGGGUUUUGGAGAAUUAAAGCACAGAAGAGCAGAAAAAUGGAAAAACAAGAAUAAGAGAAGACAGACAGUUUAUGAAAAGAAUAAAGAAAAUCAAGACGCUAAUAAGGGCUCAGCAGAGAAGGUGAAUAGGGUGGUCACUCCCAAGCCCUCUCAAAAGGUUCGAAAUGGUGGCAAAGUUAAAGAUUCAAGUAACAUUCUUCGUCCCACAAAGAAGUUUGAAGCAAAUUUGCAGCUUGCCGUGGAGGUUGAAAAGCAGUCAAAGCCUAUAAAAAACAAACAAAACCUUGAAGGAGGAAGGUCAAGGAAGAAGAAAGAAAAUAACUUGCCAAUUGAGAGAGUAGAAAGGAAUAGUGAUUCUGAAAAUACAAGCCCAGUUUCUGUUCUUGAUUUUGGCGAUUUUCCAAUCGAUCCAGAAGUUCCUACUUCAGAUGACAUUUCAAGGUUGGAUGGUUCAAAUAUAAGGAGGACCCUACUGGAGGAUCUUAAAAAUUACCAGCACUCAAAUGAAUCUGACAGCCAUAUUUCAAUCAGUGCUGAUUCUGAAACUAGGAAAAUUGAGGGAAAAUGCGCCCGAUCCAAGAAGAAAGAUCACCAGGGUCAGAACCAUGUAGAGAUGUGGGCUGAAAUUUGCAAAUUGGCUGAAGCAGACAUGAAACAAUCACAUUGGAUGUACAGGAAGCCUGGAGAUUUUGAAGAGAUUGGUGCAGAUUUUGGGUUAGACAUUCUUGACCAACUCUUAGCUGAACUGGUAUAUGAACUUGUGGGGACAUGUCAAGAAUAUUUUUGAU